AUGCUAGCGUGCCUGGCCCGGGGGAACUUUCUGGACGUCCUGCAGGAGGGCUUCAACGAGCAGCAACUGCAGGCGUACGUGGCCUGGGUGAACGCGCAGCUGAGGAAGAGUCCAGCAGUGAAGCCCGUGCAGGACCUGCGACAGGACCUUCGGGAUGGGGUGAUCCUGGCGCAUCUCAUUGAGAUUGUUGCAGGAGAAAAGCUGAGUGGGGUACAGCUGAGUCCCAGAAACCAACAGGAGAUGAAAAAUAAUGUGGAGAAGGUGCUGCAGUUUGUGGCCUCCAAAAAGAUCCGUAUGCACCAGACUUCAGCUAAAGACAUUGUGGAAGGAAACCUGAAGUCUAUCAUGAGGCUGGUCCUUGCCUUGGCAGCGCACUUCAAACCCGGCUCUGGCAGGACAGUGAGCCAAGGACGGGACUUCAGAGCCCCUCUGCAGAGCCACCAGCCACACUGUGCCACGGCUGUGGUCCAGGGAGCAGCUGCCGCUCUGGCUGAUGUGUGUCAUGACAUGUCACGCUCAGGACGGGACGUCUUUCGGUACAGACAGAGGAACAGCAGCACGGACGAGGAGAUCGAGAAUCCAUACUGGAGCGUGAGAGCUCUGGUGCAGCAGUACGAAGGGCAGCAAAGGUCCCCAUCUGAGUCCAGCUGCUCCAGCCUGACUUCACCCAGUCCUAUCCACAGUGCAAAGAGCGAAUCCAUUAUCACCCAGUCGGAGGAGAAGGCAGAGUUUGUGAUUAUUCCCUCUGAAGGAAUAGAGAACAGGACAGAGGAGACAGACUCUCCAGUAUCCCGAGACUGGCGACCAGGCAGCCCCACAGCCUGUCUGGAGACUUCAUGGGAAGAACAGCUGUUGGAGCAACAAGAACAUCUAGAAAAAGAAAUGGAGGAAGCCAAGAAAAUGAUAUCAGGACUACAGGCCUUGCUGCUCAGUGGGUCUUUACCGGAAGAUGAGCAGGACAGGCCCUUGGCCCUCUGUGAACCAGGAGUCAAUCCCGAGGAGCAACUGAUUAUAAUCCAAAGUCGUCUGGAUCAGAGUGUGGAGGAGAAUAAGGACCUAAAGAAGGACUUGCUGAAAUGUAAACAGGAAGCCAGAAACUUACAGGGAAUAAAGGAUGCCUUGCAGCAGAGGUUGAGUCAGCAGGACACAUCUGUUCUUCAGCUCAAACAAGAACUGCUGCGGGCAAACAUGGACAGAGAUGAGCUACACAACCAGAAUGUGGAUCUGCAGAGGAAGCUAGAUGAGAGGAACCGGCUCCUGGGAGAAUAUAAAAAGGAGCUGGGGCAGAAGGACCGCCUUCUUCAGCAUCACCAGGCCAAGCUGGAAGAAGCGCUCCGGAAACUCUCUGAGGCCAGUUACCAGCAGGUGGAUCUAGAGCGGGAGCUAGAACACAAAGAUGUCCUUUUGGCUCACUGUAUGAAAAGAGAGGCGGAUGAGGUGACCAAUUACAACAGUCACAGCUCUCCAAGCAAUGGUUUUCUCCCUCCGGUGACAGAAAAAGGGGCUGCUUCCAUCACUCCUAGAGGGACCAGCGACCUGCAGCUCGUUCGCGAUGCUCUCCGCAGCCUGCGCAACAGCUUCAGCGGCCACGACCCUCAGCACCACACCAUCGACAGCCUGGAACAGGGCAUCUCCAGCCUCAUGGAGCGUCUGCAUGCCAUGGAGACCCACAAAAAGCAAGAAAAAAGGGUUUGGGGCAAGUCACCCAGAACUCAAGCAGGUAGUGAAUACCGGGAGUCCUGGCCCCCUCAUUCCACCUUGCCUCACUCACAGAGCUCUCCAACUGUCAGCAGCACCUGCACGAAAGUGCUCUAUUUCACUGACCGCUCACUUACACCCUUCAUGGUCAAUAUACCAAAGAGGCUGGGGGAGGUGACACUAAAGGAUUUCAAAGCAGCUAUUGACCGAGAAGGGAAUCACCGGUAUCACUUCAAAGCGCUGGAUCCUGAGUUUGGCACUGUUAAAGAGGAGGUUUUCCAUGAUGAUGAUGCCAUCCCUGGAUGGGAAGGGAAAAUUGUAGCCUGGGUAGAAGAAGACCGCGGGGAGAAUUAA
Pipistrellus nathusii (Nathusius's pipistrelle) is the source of this 2052-nucleotide messenger RNA. NCBI's taxonomy places the organism in Eukaryota, Metazoa, Chordata, Mammalia, Chiroptera, Vespertilionidae. The record is from the annotation of a GenBank genome assembly.